Molecule: messenger RNA, 718 nt
Organism: Colletotrichum godetiae
Lineage: Eukaryota; Fungi; Ascomycota; Sordariomycetes; Glomerellales; Glomerellaceae
Exons: 1
Coding region: 147-320 (57 amino acids)
Source: RefSeq, a predicted model, not a curated record
AUGGGGUUCAUGAUCAAGAAGUUGCGGGAACGUCUUCGUGCUUUCCCCCCUCAUGGCGCCUAGUGGCGGCCGUUGUCGGGUUGCAGAUAGUGAGCGAGGAGGACGAGAUGCUACGGAUACUUACGUUAGUGUCCAUGUGAGUGAGGAUGGAAUCCGAAUGCGGCGAAGGGACUGCUGCACGACGCGCAGUUGACGGACUGCUAGACGCACAUUGGAGUAUUCCACGAUACCGAAGGACAGGUUGGCCCACAUGCCGGACAAACCCGGUGGGCUGGGUAUGGAAAGGCAGACCUUGUCGACGUUGCAGUUCAGCAAUAUAAUUAAAUACAAAUCGAUGAUGGAGAUGUCCAGAGGCCCCAGGAGGGGAGGGGGCUCGCUGUCAGUCAGGGGCUAGUCUAUGGAAACAAUAAGUAUUAAGUCGAUGUGUGUAAGGGGCGGGAUCGAUGGGAAAGUGGCCGGUUGAUCAGGGGUGAAUCUAUCGAACGCAACGGUGAGGUGUGUUGCAGACAUGCGUACUCCGUACAAUUACGGGAUACUGGUUGUAGCGGAGGUAAUGUUCGUCGGCGAUUGGGUGAUGCUUGGCCUUGAUGGGCAUUGGUAAAUGGAACGGGGUCAAGAGAAAAUGAUAUGAGGAUGGAUGGCGAAGAAAGCGAAAGAGAAAGAGAGAGAGAGAGAGCGGCUCCCAAUGGCCGGCGGUGUUUGAUGGUUCGUGAUGCGU